UGACAGGCCACCGCACGCCUGCGCAGCUGUCCCUGUCUCCGUCCCCAUCGGUGCCAGUCACGCGUGCCCUGCUGUGCCCGCAGCGUGCCGAGAUGCCGGUGGCCGCCCCCAGCUCCGCCACAGCCAUGCAGCAGGUCCUGGACAACCUGAUGGGGCUCCCCGGCGCCCCGGGGGCGGCCGACCUGGACCUCAUCUUCCUCCGCGGCAUCAUGGAGAGCCCAAUAGUAAGGUCCUUGGCGAAGGCGCACGAGCGGCUGGAGGAGACGAAGCUGGAGGCGGUGCGGGGGGACAACCUGGAGCUGGUGCAGGACAUCCUGCGGGACAUCGGGCACCUGGCGCGGCAGGACAGCGCGGCCGCCGAGCUGGCCCGCAUCCUGCGCGAGCCCCACUUCCAGUCCCUGCUGGAGACCCACGACUCGGUGGCCUCCAAGAGCUAUGAGACCCCCCCGCCCAGCCCCAUCCUGGACCCGGCCUUCAACAACCAGCCGGUGCCCCCCGACGCCGUGCGCAUGGUGGGCAUCCGCAAGACGGCUGGGGAGAACCUGGGGGUGACGUUCCGGGUGGAGCGGGGGGAGCUGGUCAUCGCCCGCAUCCUGCACGGUGGCAUGGUGGCACAGCAGGGGCUGCUGCACGUGGGAGACGUCAUCCGGGAGGUGAACGGGCGGGAGGUGGGCAGCGACCCGCGGGCGCUGCAGGACAGCCUGCGCCAUGCCAGCGGCAGCGUUGUCCUCAAGAUCCUGCCCAGCUACCAGGAGCCCCACCCGCCCCGGCAGGUCUUUGUCAAGUGUCACUUCAACUACGACCCAGCCACCGACAGCCUCAUCCCCUGCAAGGAGGCCGGGCUCAAGUUCACUGCCGGUGACCUGCUGCAGAUCGUCAACCAGGAUGACCCCAACUGGUGGCAGGCAUGCCACGUGGAGGGUGGCAGCGCGGGGCUGGUGCCCAGCCAGCUGCUGGAGGAGAAGCGCAAGGCCUUUGUCAAGCGGGACGCGGAGGUGGCCCCCACCUCCGCUCAGCCAGCCCCCGUGCCCUCGGCAGGGGCCCUGUGUGGUAGCCUCAGCGGGAAGAGGAAGAAGAGGAUGAUGUACCUGACGACAAAGAAUGCUGAGUUCGACCGCCACGAGCUGCUGAUCUACGAGGAGGUGGCCCGCAUGCCCCCCUUCCGCCGGAAAACCUUGGUGCUCAUCGGCGCCCAGGGCGUGGGGCGCCGCAGCCUCAAGAACAAGCUCAUCAUGUCGGACCAGGCGCGCUAUGGCACCACCAUCCCCUACACGUCGCGGAAGCCGAAGGAGACCGAGAAGGACGGGCAUGGGUACCGCUUUGUGUCACGGGGGGAGAUGGAGGCGGACAUCAAGGCCGGGCGGUACCUGGAGCAUGGCGAGUACGAGGGCAACCUCUACGGCACCAAGAUCGACUCCAUUCGUGCUGUGGUGGAGGCCGGCAAGAUGUGCAUCCUGGAUGUCAACCCUCAGGCAGUGAAAGUGCUGAGAACGGCUGAAUUCGUGCCAUAUGUGGUCUUCAUCGAAGCUCCUGGCCCUGAGACACUGCGGGCCAUGAACCGGGCAGCGCUGGAGAGCGGUGUGGGCACCAAGCAGCUCACGGAGGCAGACGCCAAGCGGACGGUGGAGGAGAGCGACCGGAUCCAGCGCGGUUAUGGCCAUUACUUUGACCUCAGCCUGACCAACGACGACCUGGAGCGCACCUUUGGGCGGCUGCGGGAGGCCAUGGACCGCCUGCGCGCCCAGCCCCAGUGGGUGCCCGUCAGCUGGGUCUACUAGUGCCCCCCCCCCGUCCCAAGGGGCUCCCCGCCACCCUCGUUUUCCACCCCCUAGAAGGGCUGCAGGGAGAGGAGGGCGGUUGUGCCUCUGCCGUCUCACUGGUGUGAUGAGCUUGCUGUGCUCAGCACCGGGGGGGCAGGGGCUGGCUUUCUGCAGAGCCUCGCCCCCCCUUACCCAAACCGGGCCUGUCUCUUCCUCUUACUCGGACCCAGAUUUAGGGGGGGGAGGCAGAAGCGGCCGGUGGGGUCCCAUUGGGGGGGACAGACCCCCCCCAACUGUGCCCAGCACUCACACAGCUAUUCACUGCCAAAAUCUCACCCCCUCCUCGUUUUGUCUCUGGGGAAUGUGCCCCCCGCCCCCCCAGCUGGGGUCACUGUGAGCUGGGGGGCACGGGGAGGGUGGGGGUCCCCUGGCACCGCGCAGCUCUGGCCCCUCGUAGCCUCGUGCCUCAGUUUCCCCAUGGGGAAGCAGACCCCAUCCUGGGGCGUGGGUUGGGACCCCAGGGCUGAGGUGGGGGUGUGUGAUGGGGGGGGGUCACACCCAGCUGGAGCCCCACAAGCUGCUGAGGACCCAGGUGUCCUGGGUUACCCCACCCCCGGGCUGCAGCCCUCCCCCCGCCCCUGGGGACCCCCCCUUCACCUUGACUGGGGUCGGGGUCGCUCUCUGUCCCUUGUGCCCCCUGUCACCCACUCCCAGGUAGCAAUAACCCCCCUGAGACCACCUGCCCAUGUGUGUUCCAUCUGUAAUUAACUCUUAAUUAACCCUGUAAUUAACCCCGGGGGAGGGAGGGGCUGUGGCUGGGGGCUCACUGGGGUACUGCUGGAGGUUUUGGCGGGGGGUUGCCAUGGGAUGACCCCGAGGGACGGGGACACGGGGAGUGCAGGGCAUACACAUGCAGAUGUGUGUGCACGCAUGUGCCCCCCUCCCUCCUGCCCCGGGGCCCCCCUGCCACAGCCACCCCCUGUUCCCGUCCCCAGGUUGCUCCUUUUUGGUACUUCGCUGUGACUUUUAUUAAAGAUAAAGGAGAGAAAAGCA
Chroicocephalus ridibundus (black-headed gull) is the source of this 2813-nucleotide messenger RNA. It is a transcript of the gene MPP2, whose product is annotated as MAGUK p55 scaffold protein 2. The transcript is spliced from 12 exons. NCBI's taxonomy places the organism in Eukaryota, Metazoa, Chordata, Aves, Charadriiformes, Laridae. Gene Ontology annotation, cellular component: cell-cell junction; plasma membrane. Gene Ontology annotation, molecular function: protein binding. The coding region runs from base 93 to 1778 and encodes 561 amino acids. The record is from RefSeq and is a predicted model, not a curated record.